AUGUCCUACCGGAAUCCUACUACAUCAAAACAAUCGACCACUCGUUCGAAUAGUCAUUUUCCUGCAAAACGGCAAUAUGAAGGCGUAUCAGCGCCAAGAGACUCGAGCACAGUUGAUACACCUAUUACACUUAUACAGGCAAACAGGCGUUUCAAAGAUGGCAUUAACAAAAAAGAAGUUAUUCCCCCUAUUCCACCGAGCAGAACAAAUUUGGACAAUAAUUACGAUGAUAUCAAUGGGAAUACGGCAUAUCUUGACACUGCAGAUGAAGAUAGUUUGCCACUUAAACUAUUUGACGGUAAAAAACAAUCACUCAGUGAAUUAAGCGAAGAAUUCAUGUCAUAUUUAUGGUUCAGGNUAUUCCUAUCUCGACAUCUCUUAGGACUUUACUAA
Molecule: messenger RNA, 393 nt
Organism: Adineta ricciae
Lineage: Eukaryota; Metazoa; Rotifera; Eurotatoria; Adinetida; Adinetidae
Source: the annotation of a GenBank genome assembly